AUAAACUCAUAAAUUUAUGUUGUUCGUUUGUGGGCAUUUGAUCAGAGAAAGAGAAUCAACAUCCUUUAUUACUCACCUUUUCUUUGCACUCACCUUUUCUUCACUCUCUUCUUUCAUUAUUUGUAACAUGAAUUUCUAGUUUUAUGUUCUCAGCAAAUUUUGAUAUCUCUUCAAAUUAUUCUAUAAUUACUAUUUCUUCUGCAAUUUAUCAUCUAUCUCUUAAAAUUUCUUCAUUAUUCAACAAAUAAUAAUUCAAACCAAUUUCCCAUUUACCAAUGGACUGUCGUCUUAUAUCUUUGAAGCAAUCUCCAGUACCAAAUUUCAGGGUUUUGUUUCAAUCCCUUAAACCCUUCAAUUUGAGAUCAAUUUCUCGCAUUUCAAUGGCGGAUUACAAAUUCAAUGGUUCCCUCAAUGUCCAUGCUCAAAAGUCUGGUUCUGGGUAUGUAUCUGCAACGGUUUCAUCUAUCGGUGAUGCUCAAGAGCGCGACCUUAGAAUUAAAGAGUGGGAGGUGAGAAUGCUACAGGAGGAAAUGGCUGCUAGUCAGGGCAUCUCUAUUAGAAGACGGCCACCAAUGGCUCCUCCAUCGGGUUAUGAUGGUCCGUUUGAGGUUCAAAUUCAGGAUAUCUCAGACACUCCUCGUAACAUUUUGGAGGAGAUUAUAUGGUACAAAGACAUUGAGGUUUCACAGUUGAAGAAGAAACACCCUUUUGAUACAUUGGAGAAAGCGAUUGCUGAUGCUCCCCCCGCUAGAGACUUUAUUGGCGCUUUACGAGCAGCUUACCAACGGACAGGAUUACCUGGUUUGAUUGCAGAAGUUAAGAAGGCUUCACCUAGUAGAGGCAUUUUAAGAGAGGACUUCAAUCCUGUGGAAAUUGCCAAAGCCUAUGAGAAAGGUGGAGCUGCAUGCCUCAGUGUUCUGACAGAUGAGAAGUUUUUUCAGGGAAGUUUUGAGAAUUUGGAAGCUAUACGCAUUGCCGGCAUUAAGUGUCCUCUUCUAUGCAAAGAAUUUAUAGUAGAUGCAUGGCAAAUAUAUUACGCUCGCUCCAAAGGAGCAGAUGCUGUUCUUUUGAUUGCUGGAGUUCUGCCUGAUGUGGAUAUUAAAUACUUUCUGAAUAUAUGCAAGAAAUUGGGGCUGGCAGCUCUUGUUGAGGUGCAUGAUGAAAAGGAAAUGGAUCGAAUGCUUGAAAUUGAAGGAAUUGAACUCAUUGGAAUCAACAAUCGCAACCUUGAAACAUUCAAAGUUGACAUUUGCAACACCAAAGAGCUUCUUGAUAAAAGGCGUCUAGCAAUUCUCAGUCAGAAAGAUAUUAUUGUGGUUGGAGAGUCUGGCUUGUUUACUCCUGCUGAUAUUAGUUAUGUUCAAGAGGCUGGCGUGAAAGCGGUUUUGGUUGGGGAGUCCCUUGUCAAACAAAAUGAUCCUGCUAAAGGAAUUGCUAAUCUUUUCGGUAAAGAUAUAUCGAUGUGAGUCACAAAUCACAUUGGUCCUGACUCCAGUUCCCCUCAAAGCUAGAUGAAAAGUUUCAUCCCUUCUUUUGCUCUUUGAACUUCUCACAUUGCAAUUCCCAGCAAAUGCACAGCUGCUUCAUCGUUGUCCGUGUGUCAAAAUUGUUUGUGUUGUUGUAACGCUUAUUAAAAGAGCAUAAUAGGUUAAGUUAGCACAUGUAUUAGGAAAAUAAAAUGAUGGUGUAAUACAUCAGGAAAGUAAUGGAGGUCCAUUGAUGUUUUGGUUCAUGAAGAGAUGUGGCAGGUGCCAGGUAGGUUCAGACUUCAGAGCCUUCAGAUUAUAUGUUACAUGUAGCACAAAUGUAAAAGGUUUUGUGUAGUCAAGUUUUGUAAGCCUCGAACAAGUUUUAUUUUAGAGCCGCAAUUCUAGUCAAGUUCUCAUGGGAGAAUAUAUAUAGUUUAAAGAGUGACAGAGAGAUUAGAUGGAUGUGAAUGAUGCUUCACUUGAUCUAAACAGCCGAUCUAUCAUUAAUGUCCAUAGAGUCUUUAAAAUAGUUUGACUUUAUAUAGUUUUGACUAUUGAGAAUGAAAUGUGUAAAAUAAUAUUUAGGUCCUGUUCUUUUGGACUGAGAGAAACUGAAUUGUAGAGAGAAAUUGAAGUGAACUAAAAGGGUAUUACAUCCCUUGUUCAGUUUAAUUGAAAUAAUUUUGAUA
Beta vulgaris subsp. vulgaris (sugar beet) is the source of this 2158-nucleotide messenger RNA. Its product is annotated as indole-3-glycerol phosphate synthase, chloroplastic. Gene Ontology annotation, biological process: L-tryptophan biosynthetic process. The transcript is spliced from 10 exons. Bases 276 to 1466 code for a protein of 396 amino acids. The record is from RefSeq and is a predicted model, not a curated record. Gene Ontology annotation, molecular function: indole-3-glycerol-phosphate synthase activity; phosphoribosylanthranilate isomerase activity. NCBI's taxonomy places the organism in Eukaryota, Viridiplantae, Streptophyta, Magnoliopsida, Caryophyllales, Amaranthaceae.